UCAUGACCAGUGCAUGCUCCUGCAACAACAAGAACAACAUUCUGCUCGCGCCUCAUGACACCCCCACGCCUUCCGCCAGCAACCAAGCCACAUCGCAUCCAUGCUUCAGCGACGUUCCAAGGUGGCGCUCCAAGCUUUCAACCUCACCAAACUCCAACGGCAAGCGGCUCCUCCUCCUACCCAUCCUCUCCCCGGGCUAUAUAAACAGCCGCCGCUCGUCGCGUUAUCGUCCAGCCUCACCCACAGCUUCCCACUCCCCAACCGCCUCGCCGUAACGUCCGCUUUCUUCCGGCCACAAGCACACCCCCAUCACAUGGCCGGCGCAUCCGCGCAGCCCGCGUGGGCGCAGGCGCUAGCGGCGGUGGGUCUCCUCAUCGCCUCUCGCGCCGCGACGUGCCUGGCUCUGUGGCUCUACGCGGCCUUCCUCCGGCCCGCCAAGCCGCUACGCCGCCGGUACGGCGCCUGGGCCGUGGUCACGGGCGCCACGGACGGCAUCGGCCGCGCGCUCGCCUUCGAGCUCGCCUCCGCGGGCCUGGGCCUCGUCCUCGUGGGCCGCAGCCCCGACAAGCUCGCGGCCGUCGCCUCAGAGAUCAGGACCAGGUCUUCGUCGUCGUCGCGCCCCGCCGAGGUGCGCACCUUCGUCAUCGACUUCGACGACGCCGACGGGCUCGCCGCGAGCGUGGACGCGCUCGGGGAGUCCAUCCGGGGCCUGGACGUCGGCGUGCUGGUGAACAACGCCGGGCGGUGCUACCCGUACGCGCGCUACUUCCACGAGGUGAGCGAGGAGCUCACGAGGAGCCUGAUACGGAUCAACGUGGAGGCCGUCACCCGGGUCACGCACGCCGUGCUCCAGGGCAUGGUGGAGCGGAAGCGGGGCGCCGUCGUCAACAUCGGCUCCGGCGCCGCCACCAUCCUGCCGUCCGACCCGCUCUACGCCGUCUACGCCGCCACCAAGGCGUAUGUCGAUCAGUUCUCGCGAAGCCUAUAUGUUGAGUACAAGAACAAAGGCAUCGAUGUGCAAUGUCAGGCACCCAUGUACGUGGCGACGAAGAUGGCCUCCAUCAGGAAGCCGUCGCUGUUCGCCCCGUCCCCGGAGGACUACGCCCGCGCCGCCGUGCGGUACAUCGGCUACGAGCCCCGCUGCACGCCGUACUGGGCGCACUCCCUGGUCUGGUUCCUCUUCUCCGUCCUGCCCGAGUCCGUCGCCGACCGGUACGUCCUCAACAUGUCCCUCGGCAUCCGCCACAAGGGGAUGGCCAAGGACGCCAGGAAGAAGGCGCAGUGAUGUAUGAGCUGGCAAUUAGACGCACGCACGUACGAGCAUUUAGCCCACACUUCAUGGCCUGAAAUCCUGAAUGUCCAAAUGCUGUAAUAACGAGUACGUGCUUGCUGCGUUUCUUCGAUGGCAUGGUCGGUCCCAAAGGCCCACCUGAUAUUAAAGCUGGUCAUAGUGAGAAGUAACAUAGAGUAGUAACGUGUAUAUGUUACUAGUCUAAGUUACCACCUCCAUAGUAAGUAGUAACAUAUAUGUGAUGUCAUGCAUUGUUUCAUUUAUUAGGUUGUAGACUCAUCUUGCUUUGGUUUGUGUGAUGUUAUGAUAACAUAUUUAGUUACCAACUCA
Brachypodium distachyon (stiff brome) is the source of this 1621-nucleotide messenger RNA. RefSeq names its product very-long-chain 3-oxoacyl-CoA reductase 1. The coding region runs from base 101 to 1285 and encodes 394 amino acids. The transcript is spliced from 3 exons. Gene Ontology annotation, cellular component: endoplasmic reticulum. The record is from RefSeq and is a predicted model, not a curated record. Gene Ontology annotation, molecular function: ketoreductase activity. NCBI's taxonomy places the organism in Eukaryota, Viridiplantae, Streptophyta, Magnoliopsida, Poales, Poaceae.